Molecule: messenger RNA, 554 nt
Organism: Anopheles moucheti
Lineage: Eukaryota; Metazoa; Arthropoda; Insecta; Diptera; Culicidae
Exons: 2
Coding region: 221-499 (92 amino acids)
Source: RefSeq, a predicted model, not a curated record
GCUGCUGUUCCGAAUUCAAUUAUAGCUGCACUUCAAACAGAUUCGGCUGGAGUGGUCGAUAGGAAAUAUACGGGCAGCACGUGCAUUACUAGACCAUCGAUCAAUACCCGGACCCACUCACCAUCAGCUCAACCCGUUUGUACCGCUCCGUGAUUACCACUGUCACACUAUCAAGUAGGACCGUAUCUUCAUUGCACGGCCAAACUACAAAGCUAUCAUCAUGCCCUGCAGAACGUGCGGCCAAGACUGCAAAUGUUUGCGCAUGAUGAGUAAGCGCAGUUGCGGCGCUCGGGUGUGUGAUUCCGGUUGCACCUGCAGCUGUAACACCAGCUCGAGUAGGUGCCUCGGUUCGGGGCAGGUCGGAAGCGACGACCGACGGCAGGACGAGUCGGGGCAACUGCAGCCUAGCCAGGGUGGAUGUGGAUGUACCGGUGGUGGUCAGAUCAAUGAGGAGGGCACGAGCGCGACGGUUGGAUGUGGUGCUUCCUGUUCCUGUUAGAUGCUGGGGACUACGAACCCCAACAUUAGAUUUGAAAGAAUAAAACGCACGUACA